GGGAGAGGCAGUUGGCUGAGGGAAAUAAUCGGGGCAGAGGAUGGGAAGAAAAUUGAAGGAAGGUUAGACGGGGCGGGGGAGCUAACUCGUGAAUGGGAUAAUGAGGGGAUAGAAAAUGGAGAUACGUGCUGAGGAAGGAGGGAGAGAAUGUGAGCAGAGCAACUGGGGGGAGGGGAGAUGGAGGGAGCGUCUCGGGAACCGGAGAGCGCUGCGCAAAGAGAAAAUGGAACGAGGUCAGAGGGUAAAAGAAGAAACUGGGGUGCGGAGGGAAGAAGAAAAAGAGGACCUCGAUGGACUGAGCUGCUCGGAUUUAAGGUGAUUCGAGUCAUCAAAGGGGCUGCUUUUUAUCUUUUCGUUCCGGUGUGAGCUGAUCUUGUUCUUCUGCUCCUGUAAUUGCCGGGUAGGCAGAAAGCCAGAGAAGAGAUGAAAGAGAGAGGAGGCAGGAAGAACAGAAGGAACAAAAGGGGACGGUGAAAAGGACCGGAAUAGGAAAAAGAAAAUGGAGAGGCAGCAGCAGAGAGAAAGCAAAGAGACACGAUGAAAUUGUAGUGUACAAACUGUAGUGGGGACGGGACUAAACAAGGAGAGGAGAGAACUGGCUGAAGAAAAAAUUGAUCAAAUGCAGCAGGAGAUAAUUAUUUAGAGACUUGGAGCUUUCUUUUUACCAAUCCCCUCAUUUUUGUGAAGUUUCCUCUUCUGAAGUCUGGUACCUCUUCCGUUUCUAAAUCCAGCUUGGGCAUCUGGCAUUUCUCACUCCAUAUAUGUUAUUCCUCCAAGUAGACAGUCUCAGGCUGGGAGUCACAAGGCAAGAAAUUCUUUAACUCUCGCAUCUCUGGCUCAAUCCGGUUCCAUCUAUAUAUACCUGCAUGGAGGCACUUUCAGCUGCUGGCUGACUGCCGCUGGAGGCGGUUGACUGAAAUAGCGACGUGCUGACUCCCAAAGGUGGCAGAGCAUUUACGGAAGGCACAGAAAUAAACAGAGAGGAUGUCUGUAAUCGGCACCUUGCCCUUUCUCAAACCCACUCACCUCAGACCUCCGCAGAGCUUCCCGCGGCACCAACGCCGACACACCCUUCCUGCCAGCGAGUUCCGGUGCCUCACCCCUGAGGAUGCCAUUAGCGUGUUUGAAAUUGAGAGAGAAGCAUUCAUUUCAGUGUCAGGAGACUGCCCCCUCCACCUGGAUGAGAUCUGCCACUUUCUGAACCUGUGUCCUGAGUUGUCGCUUGGCUGGUUUGAAGAAGGCCGACUAGUUGCUUUUGUUAUUGGCUCUCUCUGGGAUCAGGAAAGACUCAGCCAGGAUGCUCUGACCCUGCACAAGCCCCAUGGCACCACAGUCCACAUCCAUGUUCUGGCAGUGCAUCGCACCUUUCGCCAGCAAGGCAAAGGCUCCAUCUUGAUGUGGCGCUACUUACAGUACCUGUGCUGCCUCCCGUAUGUGCGCCGGGCUACCUUGAUGUGCGAGGAUUUCCUUAUCCCUUUUUACUCCAAGUGUGGCUUCAAGGUGUUAGGCCCCUGUGAGAUCACUGUGGGCUCACUGAAUUUCAUUGAGAUGAACUAUGCUGUUCAUGGCCAUGCCUUCAUGCGCAGAAACAGUGGCUGCUGAGGUUGUGCCUCCCUUUCCCAUCCAUUUCUGGCUGGCGAUCAUAGUGGCUGACAAGACCAAUUUUCCAGCGAUUCCCAAAUCUUCAGAUGGGACCCACCAAUGGGUUAGGGGGUUCCUGUAGGUGGGUCACCAAGUUCUGUUCAUUGGGAUACGGGCCUUCCACAUCAGUGGUGGGUUAGCCAAACAGAUCUUUUUCAAAAAGUAACUGAUGGAUCCUUUUUAAAGAGGUUUGGGAACGACUGCAAUAUGUAGACUGACAGAUCAUUGUAGUUUAUGGCAGCAUUGUGUGCAUUGUAAUUUAUGGCAGCAACAUAACUGAAUUUAAAAAAGUAUUACACAUUCAGUUAUGAUCAGAUGUAGGUGUGGGCAUUUUCUCAUUCUAGCUCAUCUACAGCUGCAGUGGAAGUAAAAACUGAGAAGAAUUUUUUUGAUCCAAAAAUGAUAUACUUAGCUUGCUUCUAAGUCCAUCUCAUGCUCAGAGCAGGUGCCUGUUUCUUAAUAGCUCUGGGGUUGGGGAAUGGUUUCAUAAUAAAUAAGUGUAAUGUAUCUGCUUCAAGUGUUACGAAUCACAAAAUAGCUGGAUUUAAAUGUACAUUAUCUUGGUGAGCCAAGGCAUGAAGGCUAGCCCUGCAUGCAAGUAAAUAUUUAUAGCUCCUUCCACUAAGCAAGAGAAAACAUUUAUUUUCCCUCCCCCCAUGCCAUUUUCCUCUUGCCAUACACUUUGUAAAG
Messenger RNA from Rhineura floridana, 2331 nucleotides. RefSeq names its product aralkylamine N-acetyltransferase (gene AANAT). The record is from RefSeq and is a predicted model, not a curated record. The coding region runs from base 985 to 1602 and encodes 205 amino acids. The transcript has 6 exons. Lineage: Eukaryota; Metazoa; Chordata; Lepidosauria; Squamata; Rhineuridae. Gene Ontology annotation, biological process: melatonin biosynthetic process; circadian rhythm; response to light stimulus. Gene Ontology annotation, cellular component: cytoplasm. Gene Ontology annotation, molecular function: aralkylamine N-acetyltransferase activity.